GUGUUUUAUUUUGUAGGAGUGCUUGCCCAGCUGAUGGUGGAGACGGUUAGGUUAACUUGUUGUUGUCGGGGUUGGGGAACAAAAUGCAGAAUUUGUCAGCAUGAGGGCAGGAGAGCCAGCAGCUGUUGUGGCGCUGUAACCUGCGGGCUUUCUGGACACGGCUGACAGAGGACGGAAGAUGGACCCCGCCUCGGAGCGGCGCUGCUCGGAGCUGGUGGCCCGGGAGAGGAGCGGACACACGGCGGUGGUGGCGGACAGCCUGCUGUACGUGUGGGGAGGCUACAUGUCGAUUGGCGAUGAAGAGGUUUUUAUUCCUGGGGAGGAAAUCUGGGUCUAUGACUUAGAAGGAGGGAUCUGGCAGGUGUUUCGCAUGACGGGGGACGUGCCUCCCUCCAUGUCUGGGACCUGUGGCUGCUCCCUGAAUGGACACCUGUACAUAUUUGGAGGCUGUGAUGACCGGGGACAGACCAAUCAGAUGUUCGCUGUUGACCUGACCGACGGCAAAUACGCGUGGAAGAAGAUCAUACCAGAGAUCGGUUCUGCUCCCACGCCUCGAGACAAGCUGUCCUGCUGGGUUUAUAACGGAAAGCUCAUCUACUUCGGAGGAUAUGGCCAGAAAACUCUGGCUGAGAUUUCCAUCUGGAAAAGGAACUUCAUCCUGGAUGAAUCCUCCUUUGUAAUUUGUUUUGUUGAAGGGAAAUCUGCUCACACGGCCAGAAUUCGGCAUUUCCAGAAAAGGAAACUGAAACUAGGAUCUGUUUGCAGGUGGGGGAUUUGUUUUGGGGAUGGAACAAUGAAGUUCACGUAUUUGACCCUGUUCAGGGCAGCUGGACCGGACCCCGAACCCACGGCUGUGCUCCCGCGCCCAGGGCAGCCCACGCCGGCGCCACGCUGGGAUGCCGAGGAUACGUGUUUGGAGGCAGAGUCACGGAAACCAGGACCAACGACAUUCAUUGCCUGGAUCUUGAAUCCUGGACCUGGACUGAAAUUGGGCAGAUCCUGGCAUACCCUCACAGCUGUGUCAGAGACCAGCCUGUUCCUGUUCGGGGGGCUCAGUGACGACUGCAAACCAAUGAGCGAUGGCUGGCUGUUUGACGUGGAAACAAAGAAGUGGAGAGAGGUCGAACAUCCCUAUAAGGAUAAGCCAAGGUUGUGGCACACGGCGUGCGCCGGCAGAGACUCGGAUGUGAUUGUGUUUGGUGGGAGCUGUGACUACAUCCUGCUUGUUGACACUGGACAUUCCAACGACGCUCUUGUCUUCCAGCUGCAGCCACAUCCUUUGUUCAGGAUUUGCGAGGAUUACAUCGCAAAGAAUGUGAGGAACUUGGAGAGGCUCAGAAAUCAGAUUCCUCGUCUGCCUCCCAAACUGCUGAAGGCUCUGCAGAGGAGGAUGGCUUUCUACAGGCCUUCAAAGAAGCAAAAUAACAGUUAAACGGUGUCCAUAAUGCCAAAAGAGCACUAUAUCCUAUAGGUUUGGGCUAUUUUCAUUUUAAAAGACACACUGUGCUAAUUAUUUUAUGGAGUUUUAUUUGAUUGUUUUAAAAAAAUAUAGGUUUUAUUUUGUACAGUGUUUCUGUCAAAACAAUUAUGUGCUGUUUCUGUAAUGGCUGUUUAUUAAAUAAGCUAUUUAAAAUGA
Fundulus heteroclitus (mummichog) is the source of this 1636-nucleotide messenger RNA. Its product is annotated as kelch domain-containing protein 1. The transcript has 13 exons. Bases 179 to 1432 code for a protein of 417 amino acids. The record is from RefSeq and is a predicted model, not a curated record. Lineage: Eukaryota; Metazoa; Chordata; Actinopteri; Cyprinodontiformes; Fundulidae. Gene Ontology annotation, molecular function: protein binding.